AUCCCACAAACGGCAGUAAUGCUCAUAACCCUGCACGCCUCGGUCCCUCCAUACAUCAGCUCUUCCCUCAGCAAAUCGACACCCCGCCAUGUAGACGCUCAAAAUCUCCCCUCCAUCCAGGCGCGGGGCCGCAAACUCUGGACGUCGAUCCACGGCAAGUUUGCAAACGCGGUAGAGCAGAAACUCGCCGAGGCGCAUCCAAAGUUGCCCUCUUUUACCGUCGGCACUAUGUAUGGCAACUGUCUCCGGAAUGGCAGGGUGACGACGAGUAUCGGGGCUAUUGCGUGUUUGCAGGCUCAGCAGGGGUUUGCGCCGCAGGUUUAUGACCAUGUUUGUGGACUAAAGAAUGCAUGCAAAGAUGGAAGUCGGACCUCUGAGAAAGGCAUCGGGGAGGAGGAGGCUAUCAGGUGGCUAUUGAGUAACGAGGGGUGUGUGUGGAUUCUGGAGAAAGUAGAUCAAAUGGCUGAAGCGAUUGCGCAGGACAGUCGGAGUGAUAUGGUACAUGUUGAUUCGAAGCUC
This is a messenger RNA of Didymella exigua CBS 183.55, 519 nucleotides long. RefSeq lists its product as uncharacterized. NCBI's taxonomy places the organism in Eukaryota, Fungi, Ascomycota, Dothideomycetes, Pleosporales, Didymellaceae. The transcript has a single exon. The annotation marks the transcript as partial. The record is from RefSeq and is a predicted model, not a curated record.